AUGAAUUCUCAAACCCAGGAACACGACUCCAUGUUAAGAGAGUCCAUCAAGCACUUUCUAGCUUCAUACCACAAUGGCAGGCCCGACUACUCCUCUUUUGAGUCUAUUUUCUCUCGUAAGAUUCAGACCAUGCUCGACCCGCCUUUAGAGUUGACCUGGUUCUACUCCGCCAUCACUUUUCAUGCCGCGAGAUCGAGUUCGCACAGCAGCAGCCCUUCUGCUAGAAUUCUGGUGGCCAAGGAUCUGCUGAAUUUGCUGAUUUUUUGCUCUAAUCUGAGCAGCGCGCCUAAAAGGAUUUCCCUUCUCGCUCCUGUGAUGUGCGAGUUGUACGGUAUUGUGUGUGGUUGCAGGAAGCACAAGAUAUCUGCAGCAGGAAUGGAGGUGGAUAAAUUGGUGGAGGACAUUGUCGGAUAUGUUAUGAUGCCGACCCAGGUGUAUGAUUAUGGGCACCGGGAUUUCAAGUGCGAUAGUGUGGUGGAUUGCUUUGAGGAUUUGGUUAGGGUUUGGACGAUUGAUAGAGGUGGGGGUAGCUUUAGCUUUGUGGAGAAUCUGAGGGUCUUUUUCCCUCUGAUGACAGAUGGAAUUUGGAAUGAGGUGAACGGUCGGUGUGGGAUGCGUGAUUUGGUCGGGAUUGUUCUGUGUGAAGUGUUUUUCUUGAGACUUUACCUGAGUUUUGCUUCGGGUGUGUGCAUGGCGGAUCUUCUGAAAUACAUACGAGAUCAGACCGUGCAAACUAUCAUGGGGUUUCAAAAUACACACUUCUUGGGUGAGGAUUUCUUGUUACCUAUCUUCUAUUGUUUCUGUUUUGGAAUCUAA
This is a messenger RNA of Striga asiatica, 816 nucleotides long. NCBI's taxonomy places the organism in Eukaryota, Viridiplantae, Streptophyta, Magnoliopsida, Lamiales, Orobanchaceae. The record is from the annotation of a GenBank genome assembly.